AGGUGAAUUAAAAUUCAAAAAAAAAAAAAUAUAAGAGCAGUUUCUCAAACGUUGUCGCUAAUGCUUCAUAGUUUCCGAUAUGGUUUGUGUUGAUGAACAAAUAGUUCCAACACGUGGGCGAAUGCCUUUUAAAGUUUACAUGCCAAAAAAACCUGACAAAUAUGGCAUCAAAGUAUGGGCGUUAACUUGUUCAAAGUCUCGCUACUUUUAUAAUGCUGAGAUUAGGAAUGAUUGCUAGGGAAAGAGAAGUAGGGCAAGGGAAACGAGUGGUGUUACAGCUAACUGAACCAAUUCAUGGUAGUGGAAGAAAUAUCACAACUGACCAAUUCUUCACACUUAUUCCGCUAGCCAAAGAACUUCUCCUACGGAACCUCACUCUCCUCGGAACCCUAAAUCGUAACAAACCAGAUAUCGCUUCCUAACUACUUCUUCUUCGAGCUCAAUUUGAUUCUAUAACUGUGUAUUCUGAAAAAAAUGCAGCUAGCAAGUUACAUUCCAAAAACUAACAAGGUUGUUAUCAUGUUGUCUACUCCCCACACAUCUACUGAAGUGUCAGAAGAAAUGCAUCGAAAACCAUUUUCGAUCCUUCAAUACAAUAAUACUAAGUUUGGUAUAAAUACAGGUGACCAACUAGCUCAUGCAUGCACUUCACGGCGAAAGUCACUGCGUUGGCCAAUAACUAUGUUUAGCCAUCUCCUCGACCUUGCUACCAUUAACGCCAGUAUUUUGUUCCUCUUUAACAAGCCACAUUGGGAAGGUGAUCAUAGUGGAUCAAAAAGACGACAGUUCUUGCUGAAAAUGAGCCUGGAAAUGAUGAAAACAGCAAUGGAACACCGAAUUAUAUAACAUCCGAGAGGGGCAUUUCAACUUGGCCCUAGACGCGCCAUUGCUUCUAUGUCUAUAGAACAGAAUAUUCCACCGCAAGAUACCUUACUCAAAAUUAGACAAUCGUGUCAUGUGUGUCAGCUCCGUCAGCGACGUGUCUUUACAAGAUGUUCCAAGUGCACUAAACACACUUGUGGAAAGCACUCGUCAAUUAUUUGUGAUAUUUGUAAAUAGUGACGUAGAAUUAUCUCUGACAUGAAAUAUUGCUAUUUUGUUUUUAUAUUUUACAUAAGAAACCAUAAAUAAUA
This is a messenger RNA of Hydra vulgaris (swiftwater hydra), 1133 nucleotides long. The record is from RefSeq and is a predicted model, not a curated record. NCBI's taxonomy places the organism in Eukaryota, Metazoa, Cnidaria, Hydrozoa, Anthoathecata, Hydridae.